AGGUGUGACAGAACGUGAGGACCAGCCAGAAUGUCCUCACUCUCUCAAAAUGUCCGCAGUUCCUGUGGUUUAUACGUUUUUGGUCCUCACAAAGAUAUAUGAACACACACACACACACACACACACAUACACACAGAAAGAAAGCAAACAGUUUUCUCUGGCAUUAUGGUUUGAAAAUCACCAUGACAACACUGAAUCCAAAGAAACAAAUGGCACAUUAUAUGAAGGGAGGAGAGAUGAACUGUGAGACAGUUGAGGACAAAAUAUUUCUCAUUAAUUUGUUUUCAAAAUAAUGACAUUUAUUACGCAUACGGUCACAUUUCAGAACACAAAGACGUGCAGAUUAAGUCGGAGGCCAAAAACAAAGAAUCGACUGAUGCGCAUUCAGUAAAGCAUAAAAUGCCCGUGGCAACAAUAAAAGUCUGGAUUUAUUUGAAGAGGUUUUUGGAGGAAAACCUUGAUGUCUCUCACAUGACUGUCUGUAUACCUGAGGCCUUUCACCUUUCAUUCAUAGACAUUAACAUUUUUGCAUGUGAUUGUCACAGGAAAAAAACAAAACAAUAAAGAAUUAGGGGCAGCCACCAGAGGGUGCCACGUGACUGUCUUUACCUGAUGCUCACUGUCAAUCACAUGUCUUCUCAGAGUUUCUUUCCUUUGAUUCUAAGAAAUGAGGCAAAUCCUUUUCAGUCAUGCGUCUGACCUUGGUGUCUUUCGGGUUCUGUGAAGUCACCCAACAACAAGGUUUUGUUAUUCCUGGAUCUGCGUCACAUGCCUCACAAGCAUCUGAGUGUCAUCAAUUCCCACUGCUCCAUCUGCUUCUUUGUCUGCGACAGCCUCACAAAAUGUGCACACAUCUCUGAUGAUGUACAAAUGUUAGAAAUAAUUGGAUACAAUUUGGACGGCGUCUCAUGUGGCUCCAUAUCUUGUUACGUUUUCAUUGUCAGUUGUUCUGUGACCACAGUUUUCUUUUGAUCGAUCAAGUUUUGGGCAAAGCUAAAAAAGAAAUCACGUCUCUGUCAAAAGCGAUUGGAUGUGGCGUGUGUGUAUGCAGGAUCAAGACAAAAUUUCAUCCCGAUCUCAUCCAGAUUACGGAUUAGGCAGCAAGUUUGAUUCAACAUCGCAAAAUCGUAGAAAUCACAAAUCAAAUUGCAAUAUAUAUGUCGGAAAAUUCAAUGUUUUUUUUCGGGCAGAAGUGAGAGUCUGUGACUUUGAAGAUUCACCGCAUGUGAUGAAGAACAUGCGUUCACCGUCCGAUCGGAUGAAUAAUGCACUGAUCGUUUCUCGUUAUAUGAAAAAGAGUGAACGAUUUGAUGAAUUUGGGUCAGUGGCAGUGAGGAUGUCACAUUUGCAACUCGCCAUCCGCCCACAGACAGAGACAGCGAGAGACAUCUGCAGCCUAAUGAACACAACUGUUGCCUAAAAUAGUCACUGUAUCAUCCUGUGAUUAAAUACACUCCCAAACUUUAGUCCUCCCUUGUUUGCUCACUUGUGUGUUUUGUUUCUUUCUUCUCCUCCCCGUGGGUUUCGCCUCCUGGAGCGUUCACUGUUGAUGCGCAGCACUUUCCCACUGUUUUGGAGUAGGAGGAGAACGUAGAGGAGAGGGAGAAGCAGCAGGAGGAGGAGGAGGAGGAGGAGGAAGAGGAGGGCCUGGUCUCGUCAUGUGCGUCAGUAAGUCAAACAUGUUCCAAUAACGGUCUACAUUAUCUGCUGCUAUUUGCAGUUUGCUGUAGCCAGGCGCCAGUUUGAGCCUGAGAAGAAACCUGCAGCUCUUUUCCUUGUUGCUCCUCCGUGAAGGAGACGCGCUUACGAGGGAUGGCAUCAGCGAGGCAGUUGGCAGAAAAGAGGAAACGAACCCUUACCCUUGGAAAUACAAGGACAAACCAUUCAUCAGACACUCAGCUCUAAGAGGCGCAGGAUGGCAGGAGGUGUGAAGAGGAAAACACUGGCGUUACACGUCAGGUGGUUGUUUGUCUGCUUGUUGUUGAUGUCUGAUCUGAGCUGGCUCGCCCGAAAGCACCAGGUCGGGGUCAACGGCCAGAACAAUGAGAGAAGAGUACUGGCACAUAUCCCAGGUGACAUCAUUAUCGGAGCUCUGUUCUCUGUUCACCACCAGCCACCUGCAGACAAGGUGCACGAGCGAAAGUGUGGAGCGGUGCGCGAGCAGUACGGGAUCCAGAGGGUGGAAGCCAUGAUGCACACUCUGGACCGAAUCAACGCAGACCCCGCCAUCCUCCCAAAUAUCACGCUGGGCUGCGAGAUCAGGGACUCUUGCUGGCACUCUGCGGUGGCGCUGGAGCAGAGCAUUGAGUUCAUUCGAGACACUCUGGUGUCCAACGAAGAGGAGGAGAACCAGGGCAGGUGUGCCGCAGAGGGGGGCAGUCUGCUGGUUCAGGGAAAGAAGCCCAUCGUGGGUCUGAUUGGUCCAGGAUCCAGCUCUGUUGCCAUCCAGGUGCAAAAUCUCCUCCAGCUCUUCAACAUCCCGCAGAUAGCCUACUCAGCCACAAGCAUGGAUCUCAGUGACAAGAGCCUGUAUAAAUAUUUCAUGAGGGUGGUGCCGUCAGACAUGCAACAAGCCAGAGCCAUGGUGGACAUUGUCAAGAAGUACAACUGGAGCUACGUGUCCGCAAUUCACACAGAGGGUAAUUAUGGAGAGAGUGGCAUGGAGGCAUUCAAAGACAUGGCAGCGAAGGAGGGAAUCUGCAUCGCCCACUCCGACAAGAUAUACAGCAACGCAGGGGAGCAGGGCUUCGAUAAGCUGCUGCAGAAACUGCGAGGUCACUUGCCCAAAGCCAGAGUGGUGGCCUGCUUCUGCGAGGGCAUGACGGUCCGCGGCAUUCUGAUGGCCAUGAGGCGACAGCGCCUGGUGGGAGAGUUUCUGCUGGUCGGAAGUGACGGCUGGGCCGACAGGUACGAUGUGACUGACGGCUUCCAGAGGGAGGCAGCAGGUGGGAUCACGAUAAAGCUCAAGUCUGCUCACGUGACCUGGUUCGAUGAUUAUUACCUGAACCUGAAGCCGGACGCCAACCUGAGGAACCCCUGGUUCCCUGAGUUCUGGCAGCACCGCUUCCAGUGCAGGCUGAGGGGGCAUCCGCUGGAGAGCACUGCAUACAACCGCACCUGCACCUGGAGAGAGUCUCUGCGUCAACAGUACGCACAAGACACCAAGAUGGGAUUUGUCAUUAAUGCCAUCUAUUCCAUGGCUUACGGCCUACAUACCAUGCAGCAAGCCGUCUGUCCAGGAUUUAAGGGUUUGUGUGAGAACAUGCGACCCAUCGACGGCCGCAAGCUGCUGGAGUUUCUGAUGCAAACCAACUUCACUGGAGUAUCUGGGGAGAUUAUCCACUUUGACCAGAAUGGAGACUCGCCGGGCAGGUAUGAAAUCAUGAACUUCAAGCAAACCGGUGAGGAUGAGUUUGCUUACAUCCCCGUGGGAAGCUGGGAUCAGGGCGGCUUGAAGAUGAAUGAUGAGGAAAUCUGGAGCGACAACGGUGACAUCAUCCAGUCAUUCUGCUCAGAGCCCUGCCAGAAGGCACAGAUCAAGGUGAUCCGUAAAGGAGAGGUGAGCUGCUGUUGGACCUGCACUCCCUGCAAAGAGAAUGAGUAUGUGUUUGAUGAGUAUACGUGUCGGGCCUGUGUCCUGGGCUCGUGGCCGACAGACGACCUCACUGGUUGUGAGCCGAUCCCAGUUCAGUACGUACGCUGGGGCGAUCCAGAGCCCAUCGCUGCAGUCGUCUUCUCGUGUCUGGGCCUCAUGGCAACACUUUUUGUGACAUCCGUCUUCAUCAAAUUUUGGGACACUCCUGUGGUCAAGUCGUCCAGCCGUGAGCUCUGCUACAUCAUCCUGGCUGGAAUAUGUCUGGGCUACCUGUGCACGUUUAGCCUCAUCGCUAAGCCUCACCUCAUCUACUGCUACCUGCAGAGGCUGGGAAUCGGUCUGUCGCCGGCCAUGAGCUACUCCGCUCUGGUCACCAAGACCAACCGUAUAGCGCGGAUCCUGGCAGGCAGCAAGAAGAAGAUCUGCACCAAGAAGCCUCGCUUCAUGUCCGCCUGCGCACAAUUGGUCAUCGCCUUCCUACUCAUUCUGCUUCAGCUGGGGAUUAUUGUGGCGCUGCUUAUCAUCGAGCCACCGCAGGUGAUCUAUGACUAUCCCAGUAUCCGUGAGGUGCACUUGAUCUGUAAUCUGACCACUCUGGGGGUUGUGGCUCCUCUGGGCUACAACGGCCUGCUUAUCCUCAGCUGCACCUUCUAUGCCUUCAAGACUCGUAAUGUACCGGCUAAUUUCAACGAGGCCAAGUACAUUGCCUUCACCAUGUACACCACCUGUAUCAUCUGGCUGGCCUUUGUUCCAAUUUACUUUGGCUCCAACUACAAGAUCAUAACCAUGUGCUUCAGCGUCAGCCUCAGUGCCACCGUGGCUCUGUGCUGCAUGUUCGUGCCCAAGGUUUACAUCAUGCUCGCCAAGCCUGAGAAGAAUGUCCGCAGUGCUUUCACGACGUCCACAGUGGUGCGCAUGCACGUCGGUGACGCCAAAAAAGCCGCCAAGACUCCCAAGCCUUCCAGCAGCAUGGCCAAUUUGUUUCGACGCAAUGGCUCUGCGCAGGAUGACAUCAGUUCCAACGGGAAAUCCGUGAACUGGACACAGAACGACCGCAGCUACAGACCAACCCUGUGGAAGAGGAUGUCGUUCCACGUCAAGAAAAAAGGCGCCGUGGAGUCAAACCAGACGGCCAUCAUCAAACCCUUCUCCAAAGACGGAGAUGUACCUGAGGUGCCUCCGCCCUUCACCUGCUCGCCCCCUCAGUCACCUCUGCUCACUGUCAGCCAGCAGCCAGUGAAGGCGAGGGGUCACCACGGAGGAGACGAUGGAGCCGAGCCACAAGUUUUACCCGCCAACCACGCCGCCGGGGUGAGAAGAGGAGGCGGGGACAACGGCGCGGACAUUAGCUUCAUACCUGUAGGCGUGGGGGACAUCGGCACGGGGUUGCUCGUCAGUCAAACUCAGGGCGUCACCAUCAUGGACCAAAUCAGCUGCGUGGUGAGCCGAUUCACCGCCAACAUCAGUGAGCUCAACACCAUGAUGCUGCCGGGAGGAGCCGCAGCUCCGCCUGCACCUGCAGACGCCGCCGCCUGCCCUCCUCCUCCUCCGCCCCCUCCUCCUCCGCCUCCUCCCCCUCCUCAGCACCUGACAUCCAUGAGCCAUGUGGUCACCACGCAUGCCGAGGUCAUGGCUGUUCCCAGCUUCUGCGAGAAUCGACCCGCAGGUAAGAUCUACACCCAGCACCUGGGGGGGACGUGCGUGAGCGGCAGACGGGUCAAGGACAUGGAGGAGCUCAUGGCUCUGACGCCUCCUUCCCCGUUUAGAGACUCGUCGCUGAGCUCCAGCGGCAGCUCACCUUCGUCUCCCGCCUCUGAGGCCGAGUAUGACCAGCUGCUGCUGAGACACUUCAGCCAGAGCUCCUCCUCUCUCUAAACCUUCAUGUUUAAAGACAAGACACGGACCAAACCAAACACUUUGAUUUCUUUCUACCUGUGGAUGCUACGUUUAAGCCCUUUUUUUUUUAAAUAUUGUGUUUUCGUGUGCACCCAUGCAUGCCUCCAUUGAGAGGACAGAGAGGAACAAACCUGAAGAUGACUGCAAACAUUAAGUGCGUCAUCUUUUGUUUCCAAGUUCCAGCCAUACGGGCAUUUUACAGACUAUUUCUUUGAAUACUGACUCACUUUUAAACUUUUUAAAUUCCAAAGAAAACACACCUUCUUUGUAAUAUCAGGCAUCAAACGUAAGUGAUGAAAAGUGACCAAAUAUGAACUGUAUGUUCAGUGUUUAUUUGAAGCAUAGUUGUGUUGCAGUCGUGUGUUCUGCAUUUUAUUAUUCUAAACACUUAGAUUUAUUUCAUUGCUACUGAUUUUCUGGUUAUAUAACACAAUCGUUUCGCUGUCAAUCCUGUGAGACAUUUGUAAUUUCACUGGAAAAGGAAACGUUUGCUGGAACUAAAAAUGAAACCUCCUGACUCUAAGAGGACACACAUUUUUUUUUACACCUAAUGGACACGUAACACUUUGUCUUAAUGGACGCAACGUCGUCUCCGGACGGUUGAAUGUCAGAAGACGUGUCCUUGAAAAGAGUGGACGACAGAAAGGAUCUUCCUCCUCAGGACCAAAAUACUUUCUGCUCGCUCAUCAUUUUUUUUUUCCCCUGUUUGCAUGAUUUCGAAAUUUCAGUUGCUUUUGUAAAAGAUGACUUUUGUUUUUUUUUUGUUUUUAACAUGACACAUUAAGAUGAUUAGAUACAGAUGUAGGUGAUGGUAUUUGUGUUAUUGAUGUGUUUUCCAGAAUGUGUCCCCCCCUGUAGUUUUUGUAAAUGGGCUCAAAUUAAAAAUCUCAUUAUAAUCCCAUUUAGAGUCUAAUCUUAAAAAAAAACAACAGUUUACGACUUAAGGAGAACAGUAUUUUUUAUAUUUACUUAACUUGUGACUGUGUUAUUUCUCAUGCUUGACCAUAUUCUUUGAAUCUUGUUUUUUUUUUGUAUCUACACUUAUUGCUAUAGUUAAGAUUCAUGGCUUCGCAGCUAUUGUUUUUCUUGUGUUCACAAUGUGGUUUUCAGCGUAAAAACCAUACCAUAGACAGUUGCCAUACUUGCAUGCCGUUUUAUAAUUCACCAUGUGUCUCCACCUGUUGAUGCUACUUGUGAACCAUUUCUAAAUAAGAAGAUAACUGUGUCAAAAUCGCUGUGUGCGAUAAUGAAUAAAACAGGAAGUGGGAAAUAAGGUUUCUAGGCCACUCUUUAAAUUAAAUAACAGGAUAUCAUUUCCGAUGCCAUAAAUUGUAGACCGUAAUUGUUCGGUGAAAUUAAUAAGUCACAUGAUGGCGGGCAAAGUUAAUUUAUAGUCAAGAGAGGAACAGCUUUGAUGAGUCCAGGGACAGAGCACGGUCACAAUGGACUGAUGGUUAGUUAUCACGUUACCUGCAGUCCUCACCACAUGUCGCUCAGCGGGAAAUCCUUUGUGUAACACAAUGGCUCUUGUUUUGAUUCUCUCAAAAACAAAAACUCUUCACAGUCGCCGUAAAUGCAAAUCAUGUGAUUAGCUGCCUGAGGAAGAAGUGAAGAGACUGGCGCCUGCUUUUGCUCCUCAGUGGUUGUGUGAACACACUUAAAAUUCACCAUUUCAAAUAGAUAUGUAUAUAUAUAGCGUAUAUGUAUGUAUAUAUAUA
Molecule: messenger RNA, 7209 nt
Organism: Solea senegalensis (Senegalese sole)
Lineage: Eukaryota; Metazoa; Chordata; Actinopteri; Pleuronectiformes; Soleidae
Gene: grm5a
Product: glutamate receptor, metabotropic 5a
Exons: 18
Coding region: 1916-5470 (1184 amino acids)
Biological process (GO): G protein-coupled glutamate receptor signaling pathway; regulation of synaptic transmission, glutamatergic; trans-synaptic signaling by endocannabinoid, modulating synaptic transmission
Cellular component (GO): postsynaptic density membrane
Molecular function (GO): G protein-coupled receptor activity involved in regulation of postsynaptic membrane potential; adenylate cyclase inhibiting G protein-coupled glutamate receptor activity
Source: RefSeq, a predicted model, not a curated record